AUGCCUUCCAAAAAUGCCAAUGUGACGCAAGUCACAUAUGAAGGGGUUCCAGUGGAGACAAUCUUGGACAGACUGGUUUUGAAGCCGGAGAGCCCAAUCGAAGCUGGGAGCCCUUCAAUUGUAAGGGGGAAUAAGAGAAAACUGAGUGGGUUGGGAAACCCCCAGUUUAAGAAAGGAAAGAAUCAGUCGUCAUUGGAUUCAGAUUCAUCUGAGUCCAGCUCUUCUGAGUCUGACUCCGAUUCUGACUCUGAUUUCCCCCAAAUUGAUGAGCCUUCUAAAGACAUAGAUCAGCUCUCAAAAUUGGUGGGCAGUCUGGAGGUGAGGGAAGCAGCGAUGGAGUCAGCACAAGCCAACUCCACAGCCUCACUUUCAGCUGGCAAUUCGCCAACAACAACCAAGUCAUGCAGUGCCCUUCCCCCAAAGGAUCCUUUUCUGGAGGUGUUGGACUGGGCUGCCCAAGGUGGAGAUUGCAGAGGCCAAAAAGGCCCGCAACGAAGCCUGAAAAACUGA
Ustilago hordei is the source of this 510-nucleotide messenger RNA. RefSeq lists its product as uncharacterized. The record is from RefSeq and is a predicted model, not a curated record. Bases 1 to 510 code for a protein of 169 amino acids. Lineage: Eukaryota; Fungi; Basidiomycota; Ustilaginomycetes; Ustilaginales; Ustilaginaceae. The transcript has a single exon.